This is a messenger RNA of Grosmannia clavigera kw1407, 624 nucleotides long. RefSeq lists its product as uncharacterized. The coding region runs from base 1 to 624 and encodes 207 amino acids. The record is from RefSeq and is a predicted model, not a curated record. The transcript has 3 exons. Lineage: Eukaryota; Fungi; Ascomycota; Sordariomycetes; Ophiostomatales; Ophiostomataceae.
AUGCUUGUGCAGCCAUAUCCUGAUCCUGGAACUGCAGAGCCGGGGGUAGACUUUGUCGUCAUUCCAGGGAUCUGGAACGAGAACACGCCAGGUAGAGUGAAGGGCAGCUGUGCUUGGGUCAAGCCCCUUGAGGAAUCUGCAGCUGGAAACGUCCGGGUGUUCUUGUUCGUCUACCAGCUGGAAGUGGAUGGGUCUUCUCUUUGGGAUCAACUUCUGAAUCAGAGCUCGGCCCUGCUCUCAGGUCUGGAGGAGCACCGCUCCGUUCCCACACACGGUAGCUUGCGUCAAGCAUACCAAGAUGCCACGGCCGGGAUAAUAUUCUUGGGCACUCCGCACCUGGUCACCGACACGUGUGCUGGAUGGGGGAUAUCCCGGUCGCUAAUGCGGGCGAGCCGGAGGGAUAUUGAGAAGGACAACAUGGACGACUCGGAGCGGAAGAGCAUCAUCACCACGUGUCAGAAAUUUGAAGGCGUCUAUCUCGACACACCGAUACUGUCUGUUUACGAGCAGCGAGAGACAAAGGCUUCGUGGCACCUGCGCAAGGUUCUGCUCUUUAAGAAUUCGAGGGUCGAGACGGAAAUGGCGAGUAGUAUCGCUGAUUCUGACAAUGCUUUUAUGUCUUAG